GUAUUUCUGGGAUAUAAGAAUGGCGGAGUUUACUUUAAUUUUGCGUGUCCAUUUCACGUGAACUGUAUGUUUCUUGCUGAAAUCUGCUGGACUCACAGAGUGUCUUUUGAAUCUAGGAUAUAGCAAUUUUAUACCGAAAAUCGGCACAUUACUUUUUAAAAUAGUUCUUGAAGCAGAAAGCAAAAAAUGGCGUUAGCAUCGAUCUGUAGACUCAGCACGACCAGUUCGACCUUCAGCCAUUUAAAUCAUUUGGGAGCCACCACCCGGCAGAGAUCUUUCGCAGCUCUAGUAAAGAGUUUAGCAACAGUAGCUAAAGAAAUGAGUCUACCACGUGUUUUUUUCGACAUGACCGCGGACGGCAAACCCGUGGGUCGCAUUGUAAUGGAGUUACGAAGUGAUGUAACUCCUAAAACCGCAGAAAACUUCCGGGCUUUGUGUACGGGAGAACUGGGCUUUGGCUACAAAGGAAGUAGCUUUCACAGAGUCAUUCCGAACUUCAUGUGCCAGGGCGGAGACUUCACCAAUCACAACGGCACCGGAGGAAAGUCUAUUUAUGGUAACAAAUUUGAGGACGAGAACUUCGAAUUGAAGCACACCGGACCUGGAGUCAUGUCUAUGGCCAAUGCAGGACCAAACACAAAUGGUAGUCAAUUCUUUAUCACGAGUGCGAAAACAAGUUGGCUUGAUGGAAAACAUGUCGUAUUUGGCAAAGUAACCGAAGGCAUGGAUGUGGUUAGAAAGUUGGAAGCCCUGGGAUCGCAAAGUGGCAAGACAUCAAAGAAGAUCGUAGUACAAGACUGUGGCCAAGUCUCGUAGAUCGAUUAGUCGGCAAUUACCUCAAAGAUUGCAUUUUUGUUGAUCCAUUGCCUGCAUUCGCCAUCCCUAUUCAAACAUCAUACCCAAGUUAAAUUUAAUUUACUUGGUAUUCAUUCCUAUCUUCCUUAUACAGUGAACGAAAAUGUCUUCUGCAUCUUCCUAUUAGUCUGAAAGUCUUCUAGUACUGACUGUACAAAUUUAAUUUAUAUCGAUCGAUGAUUUUAAGCACUUCGCAUAAGACAAAGUAGCGUUGAAGGUCGUGCAUGAAAGAAGCUACGAAAUUUGUCCCUUACGAGUGUGAAAACUCGAUUUUUGCUGCUUUAGCAAAACGCACACUCAGCCAUGCAUUUUAAAUGAUUUAAGUAAACUUUACAUUUAGUGUGAAACUAUAGUCACGAAAGUCCUGUUGAACUUGAAUACGCACCUCUAAGACAUCAAUGAGCAACGUUGGAUGUUUUGCAUCUGCUUCUAAUUUUUUAAAGUAUUAUCGUACUUGAUAUCUGACGAAAUAUACCUUUGUCUUUUAUGCCAUAGAUCUGAUAGUUACACUCUUGAGAAUACCGUUGCAGUGUAAUAAUUAAUUUUUGCUUUGCACUUUUGUAGGUACUGACUUUGUAAUUUUCUUCCUAGCAUGCAAGGACGAUAUCGAAGAGUGUAGUUGUGACGAUCGUAUUAAUUCCAAUUUGUAUGAAAUAAAACUGUUUUCGAGCAAAUUUAUUAUA
Belonocnema kinseyi is the source of this 1538-nucleotide messenger RNA. RefSeq names its product peptidyl-prolyl cis-trans isomerase. Gene Ontology annotation, cellular component: intracellular membrane-bounded organelle. The record is from RefSeq and is a predicted model, not a curated record. Gene Ontology annotation, biological process: protein peptidyl-prolyl isomerization; protein folding. The transcript is spliced from 3 exons. NCBI's taxonomy places the organism in Eukaryota, Metazoa, Arthropoda, Insecta, Hymenoptera, Cynipidae. Gene Ontology annotation, molecular function: peptidyl-prolyl cis-trans isomerase activity. The coding region runs from base 187 to 816 and encodes 209 amino acids.